CACCGUUGUGAAAACAAUUGGUCAGGUGGGAUUCAAGGUCACAGUAAAAAAACAGUUAACGAAGCAUUGGAAAUUGAAGAAAAUACUUGUCAUAAAGCGAUAAUAAAUCUGAUACUACGUCUCCACAUGAAUGAGAAAAAGAAAGACGAAAAAGAGCAGCCUGUUAUGCGAUUUUAAUAUAAAAAAUAAAUACGUGAAACGGCGGUAUUCGUAAAACUGAUGUAAUCAUCAUUUUAGUAAAACUGUGUAAUAUGUGUCAUUUUUAAAUGGAGUCGAAACUCGAAGCUUACAGACUGAAAAAGCGUCGCCAAGCGAUGAUGGAGGGAGCAAAAAAUUCUUUGAAAGGUGCAUUAGCGUGGACCGAAAGAGCUGUUGACGUCAGACCCACGGAGGACAAGGAUGAUCUCGAGAGUAUAUGCUCGGAAGAGAGCAUAGAUAUAGCCCCGCCUGAGAAUCCAAUUCUCAAACAAGUGACUUACCUGCUGUAUUUUCUCCUAUGGGCGACAGUUUACGCGAUAGCCAUUCAGUAUGAAUUUGGUGCUGUCUACUUCAUUAUAACCGCAUUGAUAUUCAUAUGGAAAAACACAAGAUCGGGUCCUAAAAAACGAGGCGAAAUCAGCGCUUACUCCGUCUUCAAUCCCAACUGUGAAGCUAUACAAGGAUCGAUAAAUCCGGAACAAUUCGAAAGAGAAAUGGGCUAUAGAGCUUUGAGCCACAUAUCCGGAUGAAUAAAUAGCUCAUUGGGAGAAUAACCAAUUUUACGAUGACGCUUCUUGAAUAAUGAAGACAAGAGAAAGAAGGUUUCUCUGACCUUCUUCAGGUCUGAUCGGAGAAUAAAUUUUUAUGAAUUCUUUGCUCGAUUUUUGAAACGAACAUUUAAAGUGAACCAAGGAAUUAUAAUGCCUUUACAACGUCUAAUUAAUGCUAAGUUUUAGAAAGAUAAUUUAAGAUUUUAUGUAAAUCAAUGAAAGAUGGCGAUAAAUUUCGAUAUAUAGAAGCGCUCGAAUCGAA
Molecule: messenger RNA, 1011 nt
Organism: Venturia canescens
Lineage: Eukaryota; Metazoa; Arthropoda; Insecta; Hymenoptera; Ichneumonidae
Gene: Saysd1
Product: SAYSVFN motif domain containing 1
Exons: 2
Coding region: 267-728 (153 amino acids)
Source: RefSeq, a predicted model, not a curated record